AUGGUCAGCUCCUGUUGUGGCGCCACCGGCUGUGGCCAAAGCUGUGGCUCUGGCUGCUGUCAGCCCUGCUGCUGCUGCUGCUGCCCCUGCUGCUGUGUGAGCACCUGCUGCCGGCCCUGCUGCUGCUGUCAGCCCUGCUGCUGCCAACCCUGCUGCCGCCCCUGCUGCUGUGGGUCCAGCUGCUGCCGCCCCAGCUGCUGCACUUCUAGCUGCUGCCAACCCUGUUGCCGCCCCCGCUGCUGCCAGGUCACUUGCUGCAGAACCACCUGCUGCCGCCCAGCCUGCUGUGGCUCCUGUGGUUCUGGCUGCUGUCAGCCCUGCUGCCCCUGCUGCUGUUUGACCAGCUGCUGCCAGCCCUGCUGCCGCCCCAGCUGCUGCGGGUCCAGCUGCUGCCAGCCCUGCUGCCGCCCCAGCUGCUGCAUUUCUAGCUGCUGCCAGCCCUGCUGCCGCCCCAGCUGCUGCGGGUCCAGCUGCUGCCAGCCCUGCUGCCGCCCCAGCUGCUGCGGGUCCAGCUGCUGCCAGCCCUGCUGCCGCCCCAGCUGCUGCGGGUCCAGCUGCUGCCAGCCCUGCUGCCGCCCCAGCUGCUGCAUUUCUAGCUGCUGCCAGCCCUGCUGCCGCCCCUGCUGUUGCAGGACCACUUGCUGUAGAACCACCUGCUGCCGCCCAGCCUGCUGUGGGUCAUCGUGCUGCUGA
This is a messenger RNA of Phascolarctos cinereus (koala), 693 nucleotides long. RefSeq lists its product as uncharacterized. The record is from RefSeq and is a predicted model, not a curated record. Gene Ontology annotation, cellular component: keratin filament. NCBI's taxonomy places the organism in Eukaryota, Metazoa, Chordata, Mammalia, Diprotodontia, Phascolarctidae.